AGGUCCAGCCAGAGUUAUUGGUAUCCCUUCCAUCCAGUGUUUAUGCUGUCCCAGAUCCUACAGAAGAUCAGGGAGGGGAGAGCAAGGAGAUUUGUAAACCUGUUAAACCUUCCUAAAUAAAUAGUUAGAGAAGAUUGUGAGGGGCCGUGGAGGGAACAUCUGUCCCUACAGUGGCGCUGCCAUCAAAGGGCCUGGGAGAAGCUCUGUUCAGCACCUUGGAGUCUACAGGCAGAAGGAGACUCGCAGCACUUGGAGCCCUGUCCCUGGAAGCACAGCACUGUUCCUCGCAUGCAGAAAAGGAAAUUGGAACGAAUGUGGAUUUGUCCCUAUUCCACAGCCAGCAGGGAAGAGUGCAUCAGUCCCGCUGUGUCUGAGGCUAUUGUACCCAUCAAAGGGUAGAGCACAACACAGAGGUGCAGGGCGCCCAAACACAAAAGACUCAACGCUCUUGUCAACCCAUGCCACCUAGCUGCAGAGAUCAAGAAAGCUUCCAACGCCUCCAUCGCAAGACAGGAGUGCACCUCCUUUCCUGGUGAGUGCCCAGAACACAUCCGUCAGGUAAGGAGGACAGUGCAGAGCCUGGAUCUAGAACCAAACAGAAAAACAUUAUAGACUAAUACAAAGCCCUUAUAUCUAAGUGAGGCCCUAAGUCACCAGUCUUCCUGAUGUUGUAGCAGAGCUUGGGGGUUGGGAUCUGCCACUCAGUGGAUUUCCCGGGGGACGGGUGUCUGGGAUGCACCACUUAGCGGAGCUCUCUCUAGGAGGCCAGAAGAAUCUCUGUGAAGCACUGCUCUGUUUGUUUCCAGUUGAAAGACCAUGGAAACCUGGCCGGUAAAUCCUGCUGUUCCCUACUGGUGCCUCCUUGAUCCGUUUACAGAUCAGAGUCCUGCAAUAUAGGGUGGUGACAGAGCUAUGGAUUGGAAUGGAAAGAGCUCUGAGUUCUAUUCUAAUAGUCGAGGUUUUUAAGAACAGGUUGGACAAACACCUGUCAGUGAUGCUGUCUGUUUAGCUGGUCCUGCCUCAGCACAGGGGGCUGGACAUGAUGAAUUCUCAAAGUCCUUCCAGCCUGACAUUGUUCUUGAUCCUGAAUUAUAGCAAUCUUCAGGACAAAGAAGGUCCUAGACUCCUCAGGAUGAUGGGGUCAUUCAGAUCAUGUCUGUUAUAAUAAACCACAGGGCUUUCCUGUGCCUUCAUUUUAUAUUGUAUUAUUAAAAGCUAUAGUGCAUUGUCCUCAUUUCUGGCUGGGAGGGAGCAGGGAUAAGGAAGAGACAAGAGAAAACACGGGGCAAAUCAAAUCGCUAUCUUAGAUGUAUGUAUAUGAAUACGAGAAUUAUGGGGAAUAAGCAGGAACUUGAAAUGGUAGUUAAUAAACACAGCUAUGACAUAGCUGGCAUCAUAGAGACUUGGUGGAAUAUUGGUAUACCAGGGUACAGCUUGCUCAGGGAAAAAAGGCAGAAGAUGUUGCUUUAAAAUAUAUACGCUUGGACUGAGGUUGUGAUGGAAAUAGGAGACAUAAGAAUGGCCAUACUGGGUCAGACCAAAGGUCCAUCCAGCCCAUUAUCCUGUCUGCUGACAGUGGCCAAUGCCAGGUGCCCCAGAGGGAGUGAACCUAACAGGUAAUGAUCAAGUGAGCUCUCUCCUGCCAUCCAUCUCCACCCUCUGACAAACAGAGGCUAGGGACAUCCUGGCUAAUAGCCAUUAAGACAGACCUGUUGAAAGUCUCUGGGUAAGGAUAAAGGGUAAAAAAACAAGGGUGAUGUCAUGGUAGGGGUCUACUACAGACCACCUAACCAGGAAGAAGAGGUGGAUGAGGCUUUUUUUAAACAACUAACAAAAUCAUCCAAAGCACAGGACUUGGUGGUUUUGGGAGACUUCAAGUACCCAGACAUCUGUUGAGGGGGGGGAACACAGCACUGGGCACAGAUUAUCCAGCAAGUUCUUGGAAUGUAUUGCAGACAAUUUUUAUUUCAGAAGGUGGAGAAACCUACCGGGGAGAAGCUGUUCUGGAUUUGAUUUUGAUACAAAUUCUCAACCAGUUCCUCUCUGUAAGUGGAAGGCAGCUUGAGUGAAAGUGAUCAUGAAAUGGCAGAGUUCUUGAUUCUAAGGAAUGGUAGGAGGGAAAACAGCACAAUAAAGAUAAUGGAUUUCAAGAAGGCAGACUUUGGCAAACUCAGGGAAUUGAUAGGUAAGAUCCCAUGGGACGCAAGUCUAAGGGGAAAAAACAGUUCAAGAGAGUUGGCAGAUUUUCAAAGAGACGUUAUUAAGGGCACAAGAGCAAACUAUCCCACUGUGUAGGAAAGAUAGGAAGUAUGGCAAGAGACCACCCUGGCUUAACCAGGAGAUCUUCAAUGACCUGAAACUCAGAAGAGAGUCCUACAAAAAGUGGAAACUAGGUCCAAUUACAAAGGAUGAGUAUAAACAAAUAACACAAGUAUGUAGGCCAAGGCACAAAAUGAGAUUCAACUAGCUAACAACAAAGGGUAUCAAGAAAACAUUCUACAAAUACAUUAAAAGCAGGAGGAAGAUCAAGGACCGGGUAGGCCAGUUGCUCAAUGAGGGGGAAGACAAUAACUGAAAAUGUGGAAUUGGCAGAAGUGCUAAGUGACUUUUUUUGUUUCAGUUUUCACCAAGAAGGUUGGUGGUGAUUGGACGUCUAACAUAGUGAAUGCCAGUGAAAAUGAGGUAGGAGCAGAGGCUAAAUUAGGGAAAGAACAAGUUAAAAAUUACUUACUCAAGUUAGGUGUGUUCAAGUCACCAGGGCCUGAUGAAAUACAUCCUAGAAUACUCAAGGAGCUGACUGCAGAGAUAUCGGAGCCACUAAUGAUUAUCUUCGAAAAGUCAUGGAAGACGGAUGGGAGCAUGAGUGAGAAGGAGGUGGAGAGCCCUCUGCAGGGAUGUCCUGAGGAAGGGAGUAGACCCAAAGGGUACAGCCCCCGGGAAGUGGGUUCAGAGAGUCCUGGCGGGUCGGAGUUGCUGGGGGGAAACGACAGAGAGCAGCAGCUGCUGGGCAGAUCCCCGCCCUGGGAGAGAGGGCUCCAAUCCAAGGAGAAACGCUACAACUGCACUGACUGCAACAAGAGCUUCAGCCAGAGCUCCCACCUCAUCCGGCACCAGGGCACCCACACGGGCGAGCGCCCCUACAAGUGCUCCGACUGUGGGAAGAGCUUCACCCAGAACUCCAACCUCGCCCAGCAUCAGCGGGUGCACACAGGCGAGCGCCCCUACCAGUGCCUCGACUGUGACAAAAGCUUCACCCAGAGCUCCCACCUGACAGAGCACCAGCGUGUGCACCAGGGUGUCAAGCCCUACAAGUGCACCAACUGCAACAAGAGCUUCAGCCAGAGCUCCCACCUCCUGCGCCACCAGGGCACCCACACGGGCGAGCGCCCCUACAAGUGCCCUGACUGCGGAAAGAGCUUCAGCCAGAACUCCAACCUCGUGCAACACCAGCGCAUCCACACGGGCGAGCGCCCCUACAAGUGCGGAGAGUGUGGGAAGAGCUUCAGCUGGAGCUCCAACCUCAUUGAGCACCAGCGUGUGCACACAGGCGAGCGGCCAGACAAGUGUCCCGACUGUGGGAAGAGCUUCACCCGCAGCUCUGCGCUCAUCCAGCACCGGCGCAUCCACAAGGGGCUGAGACCCUACAAGUGCACACAGUGCGGGAAGAGCUUCAACAAGAGCUCCCACCUCAUCCGGCACCAGGGCACACAUGCCGCUGGAGAGUUGGCCUGCACGUGUACCAGCUGUGGGAAGAGCUUUACCCAGAGCAUCCAGCAGAGGCCACGACCACAUCACUGUGCUGACUGUGAGACACGCUUCUCCCGCAUUGCCGGCAGCCAGCCGCGAGCUGAUGUGGCAGUGAAGCCCUACAAGUGUGGGGAGUGUGGUAGAAGCUUCGGGCGCAGCUCGUACCUGGUGCAGCACCAGCGCAUUCACACGGGUGACAGACCCUACAAGUGUGGGGACUGUGGAAAGGGGUUCGGGGUCAGUGCCCACCUCACCCGGCACCAGCUCAGCCAUGCAGGUGACCAGCCCUACCGAUGUCCCCAGUGCGGAAAGACCUUUGGGGAGAGCGCAAAGCUGUUGAGCCACCGGCUGAGCCAUGCGGGUGAGCGCCCCUACCAGUGCCCUGACUGCGAGAAGAGCUUCUGCAAAAGCUCCCACCUGGUCAGCCACCAGCGCACCCACACUGGAGAGCGGCCCUACCGCUGCACCAUCUGUGACAAGAGCUUCUGCCAGAGCUCCCACCUCAUCCGGCACCAGGGCACCCACACGGGUGAGCGCCCCUACAAGUGCUCCGACUGUGGGAAGAGCUUCACCCAGAGCUCCAACCUUGCCCAGCACCAGCGCAUCCACACGGGCGAGCGCCCCUACCAAUGCAGUGACUGUGGGAAGAGCUUCAGCUGGAGCUCCAACCUCAUAGAGCACCAGAGAACCCACCUAGCACAGAAACCCUGAACAUGGGCCGGGCCAACGUGUCUGGUUCCUGAGCAAGCUCCCAACACUGCAGUAAACAGCAUGGGGCCAGCAAGACACUUAAUAGGGGGAGAAAUUACUGAGUGUGCAAUGCCAAAGACUAGAAACCCUCCCCAGGAGUUAGACUUCUUCACACUGCCAGCGGCGGCUGCCUGCCCCAGCCUCGCCUGUUGCAAUAUCCAGGAGAUGAUCCCACUUGCCACAAGAGCUAAGGAACCUGUAAUAAGGCAAGUCUAAGGGGGUCUAACUUAUGCAUUCUUUCAACCUCAUAUGGACAGGCUGUCUACAUAGACAGUGGGAGACAGAAUUUCAGUCCCAUGGGCAGCUCCCUAGCAUUUGUUCCCUCUUUUUGUCUGUUCUGGCCAGACUCCAUCCCAGGAUUUUAGUUCCUCUUGGAUACCUAGAUUUUAGUCCCAUUUUUUAAAAUUUUCUUUUAAUACUGUUAUUAAUAUUUAAGAUUUAAUAUCUGUUAUUUCUUGUUGUAUUGCAGUGUCUCUCCAUAUGAAAUAAAACCUGCUCCAGC
Chelonia mydas (Green sea turtle) is the source of this 4999-nucleotide messenger RNA. RefSeq names its product zinc finger protein 883. Lineage: Eukaryota; Metazoa; Chordata; Testudines; Cheloniidae. Gene Ontology annotation, molecular function: RNA polymerase II cis-regulatory region sequence-specific DNA binding; DNA-binding transcription factor activity, RNA polymerase II-specific. The record is from RefSeq and is a predicted model, not a curated record. Bases 2821 to 4458 code for a protein of 545 amino acids. Gene Ontology annotation, biological process: regulation of DNA-templated transcription. The transcript has 4 exons.